AAGUGUCAUGUCGUCCAACUGUAGUUCUCACCAUAAUUUUGUGUUUAUUUGGUUUUGAACAGAUACGGAGGAGCUUUCUUUCCGGUCGGGACGAUGACUAUCUCGUUGGCAGUUUUCUUGAAAAGUUUGCGUCGUAAGAUGUUCUCUUGAAGAAGCGUUUUUAAAAUACUUCAUUCGAACAGACAGCGAAGUUUUACGGUGUAAAAUUUUUUUAUGACCAGCUAUUGGCGACCCGGGGGUACAAGCUUAACUGCAAGGAGUUGAGCAAGGAUAUCUUUCAAAGUUAUGCGACGUGGAACGAAAACAAGGUCUGAUUCAGACUCACCAGACCUUACAAACAUGAAUCACGCCAAUGAUGCGUCCGAACCUUUGACUACAAGCAUGCUAGACGAAGGAGCAACAAGUCCUCUGUCGGCGUCUCAUUCGAAAAGUGGUAAACAUGAAGGCGACUCAAAGAAAGAAAGGGUAGUCAAAGUUGCCCUGCCAGGAGCGAAAAAAGCUCAGUCUGCUGCGAAAAAGAAAAAGUCUACACCAGAUUUGGAUAUCCACAAAGCAAUCACAAAAUGCCGGGAGGAGGGGUCAACUCAUUUGGAUCUAAGCAAAGCAGCGGUAACAGCACUUCCCAAGGAACUCAAAGAGUUAACCCAGCUUAAGGAACUAUAUUUGUAUGGGAACAAAAUUGCAACUUUGCCACCUGAAGUAGGAAUGCUGAAACACUUAGAAAAACUGGCAUUAAAUGAGAAUAACUUGACUGACCUACCAGAUACUCUUGUAAAGCUAAAGAAUUUGAAACUACUGGACUUGAGACACAACAAGAUGAAAGAGAUUCCACCUGUGGUUUAUCAGCUUACGUCAUUAACUACUCUUUACCUUAGAUUUAACAGACUAGUUGUAGUUGAAGCUGGAAUUGGCAACUUAAGACUGCUUGAAAGAUUGAGUCUCAGAGAAAACAAGAUUAAAGAUUUACCAGCUGUAAUAGGUCAUCUUGUUCAUCUAGUUACUCUUGAUGUUUCUCACAACAAUAUUGGAAGCAUUCCUAGAGAGAUUGGCAACUGUGUCCAAAUGACGUCACUUGAUCUUCAACAUAAUGAUAUUCCUGAAAUACCAGACACAAUCGGCAAUCUGACAGAAAUGACAAGACUAGGACUCAGAUACAACCAGCUAUCUGCAGUGCCAGCAUCAUUGGCAAAUUGCACAAAAAUUGACGAGUUCAAUAUUGAAGGGAACAAUGUGUCAGAACUCCCUGACAACCUUCUUCAUUGUUUAAAAAUGUUAAACAAUGUCACCUUGUCUAGGAAUAACUUUGAACACUUUCCAACCGGACCUCCCAAACAGCUCGCUGCAGUUCAAACAUUUAUCAUGGAGCACAAUAAAGUACAAAAGAUUCCAUUUGGAGCAUUUUCUAAAGCAAAGUUUUUGACAAAACUUAACAUGAAAGAGAACCAAAUAGCGGCAUUACCUUUAGAUUUUGGGAGCUGGGUGAGUCUGGUCGAGUUAAACUUAGGAACCAAUCAACUGUCAAGGCUUCCAGAGGACAUCCAGUGGCUUACAAACUUAGAAGUUCUGAUUCUUAGCAACAAUCUUCUUAGAAGACUGCCUCGGGGUUUGGGAGAAUUGAAGAAACUUAGAGUCCUUGACUUAGAAGAAAACCGGCUGGAGUUGCUUCCCAAUGAAAUCGCUUUUCUUAGGAGUCUAGAGCGACUAGUUCUUCAGUCAAACAAUCUAACCACACUCCCAAAAUCAAUAGGAUACCUGACCAAUGUUUCAUAUCUGAGUGUAGGUGAAAAUGAUCUCACGCAACUCCCUGAUGAAAUAGGUAAAAUGGAAUCACUUGAACAACUGUAUCUCAAUGAUAAUGACAGCCUUCAAGUUCUUCCUUAUGAACUUGCGUUGUGUAAUGCCCUUCAGAUCAUGAGCAUAGAGAACUGUCCUCUUAGCAGCUUUCCAGCUGAAGUUGUCGCAGGCGGACCUUCAUUAGUUAUACAGUAUUUGAGACUCCAAGGUCCAUACAGAGGAAUGAUGGCACAGGCUGGUUUGGUUCCUUCCUCAGAUGUCUGAGAAGAUCAACACUGUGCUGUAUAAUUAUCUGAGGAUAGUCCAUGAAGAUUUCAUCAAUAUUUUGAUGUCUUUGUGGCAACUUGAAUAUAAUUAUGCUUAAUAAUGGUACUUUUAUCAACACCCCAUGAUCAAAUUUUUCUUGAGAUAAAAUAGAAGUGUUAUAAUAUGUGGUGUUAACAAAUGUAACAUUAAUGCAUAAUUAUUAAAAUUAAGGGUGUACUAGACAAAAGUGCUUGGGUUCAUGAUAUGGUGGGAAGAUCCACUUGGCAGAAGCAUCCAGUUUUCAAAUGGCAGGAGUUAGGCAUUUAUGCUAAUUGUAUAGUCGAACCAUACAGAAUUGUUAAUAGAGGUCAAAUGGUUAUGGAGCCUAGCAAACUUCAAAGGAGUACCCAAAGAUGCCAAGAUAAAACUAAAAUUCUAUGUUGGAAAUUACACAGUUGUGGAUAGACUUUUUUACAUGCUCAUACACUAUUCUUGAAUUAGGUAUUUCUAACCAACAAGUCUCUAUUGUUUGGUUUCUCUGACAGAAGUAAGCACCCAUUGUGUUUAGUACACACUCAAGGUAAAAAAGUUAGUAUUUGUAUAACAAACUUUGUCAAGCUUUUUAACCAUUCCUCUCUAUUAAUACUGUGGUCAAACACUCAGUUAUCCAGACCUUAUUCCCUUUUAAUAUGCAGGAGUCUUUAUUGGUGCUGUUGAUGUUGUUGCAUGGAUUUUAAUCAGCUGUGAUCAGGAAGAUUUUAAAUGGCAAUAGUACAGUCCAGUUUAUUCAGUUUGGCAUUGACAUUUGUGAAACAAACAAAAUAUAACCUGUGUAAUAUUCGUAUUUUUCUAUUAUGUUGCCUCUUGAUUAUCUUAACUGUUCAAUGCAAGUCUCAGUGAGUCUGGCCUAUCAAGCUAAAGUUCAACAUUUGAUAGAACCUUGUAGUUUUGGUCACACAAGAUUAGCAUCUGACUUCCUGUCGUUGUUAUGAUUCACCUGCCACAUACCAUGUAGCAUGGAAAGGCUUUUAAUCCUCUAAUGACAAGAAAAUUUAUACUUGAUGCAGAAAGUGUACAUGUAGGUAUAGCUUAAGAGAAUGAAAUUCUUUAUUAUGUAGAAAGGUAAACGCAAGAUGCUAAUUAUUGAGGAGAUCCACAGUUUACUGAAAGUCAUCCAAGGGAAAUCCCAAAGAUUCUAACAGGCAUUGGGGUAUAUUCUACAGUUUUGAUGACAUGUGUUCCCUGUCGCAGCUUUGUAAUUGUAGUGAAAUCUUAAUUUGUUGAACUUCGAAGAGAAAUGAAAAUUUUCUCAAGUUACUUGGGGUUUGAGACAUGGGUAAAAAUUAAUGUGUUUGAGAGGAGCAAAUCAUGAAGGAAAAAUAUUAUAACUUUUGGUUCAAAAUCAAAUUGGCACAUUUUUUUUAACACAUUACUUUUAAAUCCAAGAUUGAAGCAGUUUUUUUCCUGUACUGAUGAUAAAGAUACCUUCAUUUUACUGUAGGUUAUAAGAGAGUCUGGUAGUUUGAUCCACAAAAUUUAUAUUUUAGUGGGUGAUUUUCUUUGGUACUCCCCGCCUGCCCGCCCAACAAUAAUUGCUGUAUUGUAAAGAGGAGAGAUAUAAUCAUAAGGAGAAGUCAAAUAUUAAUCAUUCUUAGGGCACCACUUUUAAUUAUUUAAGCAGAUUAUUACAUAGCUAAAAGUCUCCAAUCAUUAUUUUUUUACUUGACAGUGAAAUAUUUGUUGAAUGAACAGUGCAUCUAUAGUGACAGAUGUCGGAACUGCGAAACUUUUAUUAGAGAAAAUUACAGUCUUAUAAGAAUGUAAAAUGUUUUUGUUCUGACUUGAUCUUUUUGUCUUUUUAAACUACACCAGAAUUGUAAAGUUGAAUGUUGUAAUACAACAUUUUACGUGUAAGGUAUUAUCCAAACAGAAAGGAUGUCUGGUUUCCUGGGCUUAGUUCUUACCUUGCAAAAUCAUUUUCAAAACAUCUUUUUACCAUGUCAAGUGUACAUUUGUCUAUAAUUCUUACUAUUAAAAGUUAAAUAAGUUAGAUUUCAAAAAUGUUGUCCUUUUUUGUCAGAAAGAGCUGAUUAGAAGUCUUCAAUCAGAUUUAUUAAUAAUUAAUGUAGUAAAUGACGUAACCGUCAUCCUCAGAUAUUUUCAACAGAGACAUGAAAACUAAAAGCUUUUCUUCAGUUUUUCUCAGAGCAUUUUUCACUUCCCAAUCAGAAUCUUUGAGGAAAAAGGGACUUAUCACGGUCUAUUUAUGUGAUGGAGGUACUGGUGGAGACAUCAUAGUCAUUACAGAAAGAAUUGUUUAUGUUUCCACCGAUCGAACUGUUUAUACAUAUUGAUAUAUGAACCCUCAUGUACAUGCAUGUAAAACAAACUUCAUAAUUAAAUGAAAAACGUUUUGCAUGUAAAGCAAUAGUUAUCAUUGCCCCGCUUAGUGUUUAUUGUAC
This is a messenger RNA of Orbicella faveolata, 4502 nucleotides long. RefSeq names its product leucine-rich repeat protein soc-2 homolog. NCBI's taxonomy places the organism in Eukaryota, Metazoa, Cnidaria, Anthozoa, Scleractinia, Merulinidae. Gene Ontology annotation, molecular function: protein binding. The record is from RefSeq and is a predicted model, not a curated record.